AUGGCGAUGUGCGUCAACUCCCUCUCCUCCUCCUAUUACGAUCGCAACCUCCGUCAAGGGCCCGCCCUGAUUAGAGCGCGCAAGCCCUACCUCGCAAAGAACCUCGCCGUCGGUGCCGGACUGUGGUGCUUCGUCGGCGCAGUGUAUUGGUACACCAUCAAGGCGGUCGGUCAAGAUGAGUUCGAAGAUGUCAAGGUUCCCGAUGCCCCGAGGCAGCCAGCAAAGUCCAACUAA
Molecule: messenger RNA, 234 nt
Organism: Colletotrichum acutatum
Lineage: Eukaryota; Fungi; Ascomycota; Sordariomycetes; Glomerellales; Glomerellaceae
Exons: 3
Coding region: 1-234 (77 amino acids)
Biological process (GO): mitochondrial respiratory chain complex IV assembly
Cellular component (GO): mitochondrial inner membrane
Source: RefSeq, a predicted model, not a curated record